GAUCUUGACCUGCUCGAGAUUUCUGCUCGAGCUUAAAAACAUUUUAAGAGCUUUGAGAGUAAGUGUUGUAAGCUAAUUGUUUGUUUAUUAUAUUUAUUCAUAUUUCUUUUCAUUUGAAACAUUUUACAGCGACAGUUCGACUGAGUGAAAGGAAAAGCUCUUUAUCGUGCUGUCUGCUCAAGGUGUUCGCCUGAAUAAAUACCUGAGUUUUUCAGAACUUUUACAAUGAACCCAGAACGCAGACGGCGCUCUUUACGACAGUCUCGUAGAGAGACUCCUGCUUCUGUUGGCUCACAGCUUGAUAAGGAAGUGAAGACAGCGACCUAUAUGACAUCAAGUAGAAGGACAUCUGAGACAACCGUGUCCCCUGUGAACAAACAGAAGAGGCAACUCCAAAAGAAAUCUCCUAAUAAGCAAAAACCUAAAGACCUGAACAACAGCGUCUUGCAAGUCUUCCCCUGCUCAUCGUGUACGCUGUCCUUUACAGCACAAAUUUAUCUCCACAAGCACAUCCGAGGGUGCCAUUAUGAGGAAUAUGUAAGAUUACUUAAAGCAGGAGAGGUUAAAUACGAAAACCUCGCAAAAUCUGAGCAAAAGCUCUCUGGAACUAACAAAUCUCCUAAAGUAAUGAAGAAACUAAAUUGCCAGUGCUCAGAUUGUGGGAAGAGAUUUACUCAACCAAGUCAUCUGGAAAUACACCAGCGUGUGCACACAGGAGAAAAACCGUAUCAGUGUUCAAUGUGUGGGAAGAGCUUUACACAGAAGAGUCAUCUCCGGACACACGAGCGCAUUCAUACUGGAGAACGACCGCAUAGCUGUUCAGAGUGUGGAAAGAGCUUUACGAAUAACAGCGGCCUCCAAUCACAUCUGCGCAUCCACACGGGAGAAAAGCCCCAUCAGUGCUUGGAGUGCGGGAAGAAUUUCACUCGACAUAAUACUCUUCUGAUACACCAACGUAUUCACACUGGAGAAAAACCCUAUUACUGCUCAAAGUGUGGAAAGAGUUUCAGCUACCAAACUAGUUUGGUGCUACACCAGCGCAUUCACACAGGAGCCAAACCCUACCCGUGCUCAGAGUGCGAGAAAAGUUUCAGUCGACACAACAGUCUCCAAAUACAUCUGCGCAUUCACACCGGAGUGAAGCCUUAUUCCUGCUCCAAGUGUGGAAAGAGUUUUGCUUACAGCAAUAGCCUCCAAAAACAUCAGCUCAGUCAUGCUGGAUUGAAGCCACAUCAUUGCUCACAGUGUGGGAAUAGUUUUAGCAGCAAAUCUUCUCUUAGGAACCAUCAGCGCACUCACACAGGCGAGAAGCCGUAUCAGUGCUCUCAGUGUGGAAAGGGUUUUGCUCGAGAAAGUAAUCUUAAACUGCACCAGCGCGUUCACACAGGAGAGAAGCCCUAUCAGUGCUUGGUGUGCGGGGUGGGUUUCAGGCAACAGAGUCAGCUUCGACGACAUCAACGCACUCACACGGGAGAGAAGCCGUAUCCUUGCUCGCACUGCGAUAAACGAUUUGCAGAUGCCGGCGCACUGAAAAUACACGAGCGCGUUCACACAGGAGAGAAACCAUAUCAGUGCACUGUGUGUGAAAAGAGUUUUACCCAGCUGGGUAAUCUCCAAGUCCACCAGCAGCGUGUUCACAUAGGAGAGAAGCCGUAUAGCUGCUCUGAGUGUGGGAAGAGUUUCAGUGACGGCUAUUAUCUCAAAAUACACCAGCGUUUCCAUACGGGAGAGAAACCGUAUCAGUGCUUGGAGUGUGGGAGGAGUUUUACUGUUCGGAGUCACCUUCGAACUCACCAGCGCAUUCACACAAGAGAGAGGCCCUGUUACUGCUUACAGUGUGGAAAAAGCUUCAGAACACAGAAUUGUCUCAAAAUACACAGUCGCGUUCACACUGGAGAGAAGCCGUAUCAGUGCUUACACUGUGGAAAGCGAUUUAAUGUCCAAAGUCAUCUCAAAAGACACCAACGCGUUCACAUCGGAGAGUAGCUAUUAUCAUGAUGAUUCACAUGACGAGGUGGACUUACGAACCGUUCGGAGCAGGACAAGGGUCGCUCCUCAGAGUGAGGACGAACCUUUGUCAGGUUGAAAAUGUAAAGUUCAGUUACCUAGCGCACAGGUUUCAAAGCCUGAAUCUGCAGGACCCUGUUCUGCACAUUUUCUUUUUUUCCCUGAUAUAUUUUUACACAAUUGAAUUCUAAAAGGCUGUUAAGUUCAAUCAGGUGUGUUGGAAGCUGGGACAACUGGUGGGAUCAUGUGACUUAAAAGGUUUUGUGUGUAUCACUGUAAAACUGUCAAAGUGCUAGCUAAACUUUAACUAUAAUGACUAUCUCAGAUUAGGAGAUGCUUGGUAACUUUGGUCUUCACCUAAAGGUUAUUUUAAGAGUGAGUUAAAAAUGAUUCGCACUCUGGCUAUAGAAUUUUAGUCAACUUUGUUUUGUCAAGACAAAUACAAAAUCUCUAUGCUUUUUGACACAAUCUCUAUGCUUUUCAAUACUGUUUGUCUAUGUGUGAACAAGCUUUUGUCUUCCCUAGUUAAACAUAUUUUAGGCUGAGAACAAGCCACGAUUGAACCGCUCUCUUAACUUCUUCAUGAGAAUCUUCAUCCUUAUAGGGCUGCUUUCAGACAAACAAACGGGUGCAAGUCUAGAGCAAGAUCAGGGCUUAAAGAAAAGGAUGCUUGAACGCCUCCAGCUGAUGAUUUAGGUUUUUGAACUUUUUCUCGAUCGGCGAUUGAGGAUGUUUUCGUUCCAUUUACUCUCGGGCUCGUAGUGAUGAAUCCAUAUCUUGUCACAAGUAAUGGUUCUUUAUAAGUGAGUAUAGAGACAGUAGUAUAGAGACAGUAGUCUUGAACGGAAAGCACUGGUAAGACAGUGCGGCCAACACAAGUUUUAAUAUAACCGGAGUGUGGAUAAUUUUUGACUUGCCCACAUACUUUUUAUUUUCCAUUAAAUCUGAACUUAAAAAGUUUUUUUUUUAAAUUUACCUUUUUACGGUUACUUACUUUUAUUAUAGUAUCUUUGCUAAAAAUCAUCUCUAUGAACAAGUGACCUUUCCUUCUAAAAGUGGGGGGAAAAUGCUGUUUUGCUGCUAAACGACAAAUAAAAUUUUCUAAAGCAGUUAAAAUUGAACAAGGUCCGGUCUAUACAAACAACAGUCUUUAAUCAGUCUUUACUCAAUCUUCAUUUGCAUGCCGUUGGGCUGUAUAUUAAUUUAAAAAGGACUCUGGUUGUCAUACUGCACUCUCAGUUCCAUUAUUUUGGCCGUAGUUGCCAACUUUUCAGAAAAACUUGGAGUGAGGUUCUGAAAAUAUGGUCAUUCAACAAAGGACAAAGAAAAUAACAAUUUUGUAUCGAGUUUAAUCAUAGACAAAACAAUGUACAAUGGAACCUUGGAUUACGAGCAUAAUUUGUUCUGAAAGCGGGCUCCUAUUUUAAAACAUUCGUAAACCACAUGUAAUUUUCCCAUAAGAAACACAAAUUAUUCAUGUUUCCAUUAUUUUUCUAAUUAUUAUAUAUACAGCCCAGAAAAAAAACGUAAAUAUAAAGUAAGCUCUCCUCUCCUCUUCUCGUCUUACACAGUUACCCUUCCUCCACUCUUUUCAUGCACACACAACGGAAACACUGUUUUAUCAGAAAAAUAAACAAGAAAUCUCUCAUAUGACACAAGAUUGAGUGACACACUGACGAAAUCACUGCUGUACAGUAAAAAUAAAAAAAAUUAACCUGCACUUUACUUUUAAAAAAAAUUGCGACAGAGCAGUGUUUCUGUUUAGAACAGAGAGAAAGUGUGUGUGUGUGUGUGUGUGUGU
Messenger RNA from Clarias gariepinus (North African catfish), 3808 nucleotides. Its product is annotated as zinc finger protein 271-like. Bases 226 to 1986 code for a protein of 586 amino acids. Gene Ontology annotation, cellular component: nucleus. The record is from RefSeq and is a predicted model, not a curated record. Gene Ontology annotation, molecular function: RNA polymerase II cis-regulatory region sequence-specific DNA binding; DNA-binding transcription activator activity, RNA polymerase II-specific. Gene Ontology annotation, biological process: regulation of transcription by RNA polymerase II. The transcript is spliced from 4 exons. NCBI's taxonomy places the organism in Eukaryota, Metazoa, Chordata, Actinopteri, Siluriformes, Clariidae.